AUGGAUCCUGACGAUGCAAUGAGCGAUGACGGUAUUGAUCUCACAGAAGGAGCCUUUAUUACCUCUCAGUACCGCAUAACUAAGCAACUUGGAGAAGGGAUGUUUGGAAGAGUUCUUGAAUGCCAUGAUUCUACGGAGCCAGAGGUUAACAAAGCUCUGAAAGUAAUCAGGAUGACCGAUGCUUUCAAACUACCUACUGAGAACGAGAUAGUCUGUAUGGAAAAGAUAAAAGAAGCUGAAGAUCAUGUGCGAGAGUGUUUCACUGAACUCAUUACUAACUUCAUGUUCAUGGAUUACAAGUGCAUGGUUAUGCCAGUUUAUGGACGGAACUUGUAUACGUUUCUGUCUGAAAAUGGUUUUCGAGGAAUGAACGUAUUUCACACCACGAAGAUGUGUCAUCAGCUUCUGCUAGCUGCCGACUUUUUGCACAAAAAUGGUCUGGUGCACACUGAUAUUAAGCCAGAGAAUAUACUCAUCAAGACGGAUAAGUGGCGGGAAUUUUCUGAUAGGAAUGGAAAGUAUCAAUUACUCUCAGAUCCAUCGAUAGUUCUAUCAGAUUUCAACACUGUGAGAAACAUUGAAUUCAACAAUGAAAUAAUUCAAACUAUAAAUUACCGAGCCCCUGAAGUAAUACUUGAACUUCCUUGGAACGAAAAAGUCGAUGUUUGGUCUAUCGGAUGUGUAUUUGUCGAUAUUUUCCUUGGGAUCACAUUGUUCAGUGCCCCUUCAGACGGCAACACUCUUCAAGAUAAAGCAGUCCAACUAAACAACAUAUGUACUUAUUGUGGUCCUGUACCGUACCAUAUGAUUAAAGAAACGAAUUUCAGCAUAGAAUUCAGUCAAUACUACUUAUGUUUAUUUCCAACCGAUGAUCUUGGCUGUCUCGGCAAUCCUGAAAUGAAAAUCAAGGAGUUCCAACCUCUAAUAAAAUUAAUAAAACGCCUAUUAACAAUUGAUCCCGAUUUCCGCAUAACGUGUGAAGAAGCCCUGCGAUCUCCAUUCUUCACAAACAUAAAUAAAAGCCUUCGAUUAAGUGGUAAGCUGUCUCCCAAGGAAGAAGAAAAGGAAAAUUCCGUGCAAAAAGGAGAACUUGAAAUGGAAUUUUCUGAUCUUAUACGAGAAAGUUGUGAUGAUCAAGAAGAUGGUCUUCUCCAGAUAGAUAGUAGCUCUCAAGCAUCCUUAGAAUUGUAA
Auanema sp. JU1783 is the source of this 1191-nucleotide messenger RNA. NCBI's taxonomy places the organism in Eukaryota, Metazoa, Nematoda, Chromadorea, Rhabditida, Rhabditidae. The record is from the annotation of a GenBank genome assembly.